Olea europaea var. sylvestris is the source of this 599-nucleotide messenger RNA. RefSeq names its product transmembrane protein 120 homolog. NCBI's taxonomy places the organism in Eukaryota, Viridiplantae, Streptophyta, Magnoliopsida, Lamiales, Oleaceae. Gene Ontology annotation, cellular component: membrane. Bases 1 to 525 code for a protein of 174 amino acids. The transcript has 4 exons. The record is from RefSeq and is a predicted model, not a curated record.
AUGAAGAAGAAGAAAUAUGAGAUACCUUGGAGGAGAGGAAAUCUUGGAAGAGAGGAGACACUAAGAUGUAAAAAAAAAAAUGGCUCACAUGCAUGGCUGCUAUACCUUUACACUGGGUUAGCUCUGAGGGAAAACAUUUUGAGAGUCAAUGGAAGUGAUAUACGUCCAUGGUGGAUUAAACAUCACUAUUGUGCUAUGGCUAUGGCCCUCAUAAGUCUUACUUGGGAGAUAGAGAGGGGGCCAGAUUGUUCCCAGAAACAGACCGGGGUUCAGCUAUUCCUUUAUUGGGCAAUAAUGCAAGGGUUUGCCAUGAUUCUUCAGAAUAGAUAUCAAAGGCAAAGACUGUAUACACGUAUUGCAAUGGGAAAGGUACCCAUGAAAUCCUUGGGUUUAUCCAACAAGAACUUGUGUGCUUUAUCACUGAUUUUUUUCUAUUCCCUCGAGAAAAGUUUACCUUUUCUUCUUGUACUUCUUUUUUGGCAUAAUUCUGAAACAACUUCAUAUAUUUGCAUGCAUCAGAGCUAAGAUGCGGACAUGUAAAACAAUUCUAUUAGACCAAUUUAUUCUUCUGCUUAUUUUCUCUCCCCAUAAGUUGUUGG